This is a messenger RNA of Acanthochromis polyacanthus (spiny chromis), 1334 nucleotides long. RefSeq lists its product as uncharacterized. Bases 53 to 1006 code for a protein of 317 amino acids. Lineage: Eukaryota; Metazoa; Chordata; Actinopteri; Pomacentridae. The transcript has 3 exons. Gene Ontology annotation, molecular function: zinc ion binding. The record is from RefSeq and is a predicted model, not a curated record.
GUGAUUCCACAUUCCCGCGCCGGUUUGCGAGAGGAACCAGAAGAACAAUAUCAUGGCUGACGAUAACAAUGCGAACUAUCCUUCCGUGAAAUUGUCCGAUUAUGCUCAAUCCUUAUCACCUGAGGCCCGACAAAGAUACGUGAGUAAGCUGAGAUAUCAGGGAAACAGUAAAACCUUGCCAGAUCCCUACAAUUUGAAGACUGGAUGGGUUGACGAUCCUUCAUUGUGGCCGGACAUUUCCUUCACCGACAUUUAUUUUUACUUGAUUGACACCCCUGGGCAGUUCACCCACGACAGUUUAAGAGCUUACAAAUCUCUGAAGGCAUAUGAAUAUGUGAAGAGUGGACACGUGCUCCCUAUUUUUUAUUACGACCUGGAUUCUCCAUACUGUAUUUUGAAGACCAAAGUGAUCCCUUCCCAACAUCUAUGUGACGAGCCCCAUCAACCCUGGGUGUGUGUGAAGAAAUCGGAAGGGACUGUUUACUGUGCGCACUGUACAUGUAUAGCAGGACUUGGAGAAGUGUGCAGUCAUGUCGCAGCCCUCCUGUUCAAGGUCGAUGCGACUGUCCGAGCAGGUCUGACAUCAAAGGCCCGUACAAGUGAUGCUCGCAAGCGGAAUGCUGCUUACAUGGAGGAGCUUCAACCGAUUCCGAUGUGCGAGUUUGACUUCAGCAGCGGCCAGAAGAAGACGAACCCCAUCAAGACGACAUCUGCCACCGGAACAGCACCACUACCUGACCUGGACCGCCUGAAGGCUCUGUAUGCAGUCUGUCCCGAUGCCGUCUUCUUCAAGACUGUACCGCCCCUGGAUGAGGAGGAAACAGAUACUGCAGAGGAAGACGUAGAGACAAGCUCAUUCCCACCUCCUCUUACCAGCCUUGUGAUUGAGGACGACAUUGAUGAGGAGAACAUUAACGAACUAUGUGACCGGCAGUGGCGUUCUGUAGAGCCUCAAUAUGACUUAGAAAGAUAUAUGAGUACAAAUUGUAAACCAGUUGCCCAGUAGUCUGCCAAUAAUUAUUUUUCCUGUUUAAUUACACAUGUAAAAAAAAUUGCCCCCCCCUUUCCCCAUCCCCCAUCAAUUAAAAUAUAUAUAUAUAUAUAUGUAUAUAGAUAUAGAUAUAUAAUUAUGAAUUAAAAAUACUACAUCUUCUGAUGGGAAUGGUGAAUUUAUUAUUUCUAUUGUAUUUGCUGAACAGAGCUCUGUUACAUUCCGGGGAUGAGUGUAUUAAUUGAAGUGAUUUGCAUUUGUUCUGUCAUUUAUGUCUCUAUGGGAAAAUCAUUUUUAAAAAAACCAAUAAAACAUAUUGAAAAAAUAAAAAACAAAAAUAAUA